Messenger RNA from Lachancea meyersii CBS 8951, 1827 nucleotides. Lineage: Eukaryota; Fungi; Ascomycota; Saccharomycetes; Saccharomycetales; Saccharomycetaceae. The record is from the annotation of a GenBank genome assembly.
UGCUGGGCAAACGUCCUCUGACGAAAACGCAUUUGGUAUUCGAAGAAUAGAAGCAAAAAAGCUGCGGUCUUAUUUUUUGAACCAAUAUUCCAUCGAUUUCGACGAGUUUUCUAUGAACCCCUGUGAAAUUCAGGUCGUGGCUAACAAAAUCUCCUUUUGGCGUUUGGGUGACAAAGUACAAGUGCAGUGACCCUUAUGCACAAUGCAAAUAUGACUAUUGUGUCAAAAAAUUCAAAUUAAGAACGAAUCAGACUUCCUCCGAUAUCGUCAAGCACCUCAAAACAAAUCGUAAGUCUGACUACGAAAAGUUUUAUGCGAAAGUUCAUGACCGUACGAGCUCGAAGAAUGUCGCACACUUCGACCGGAAGCCCUUCAGUUUAUGCAGAAGCUUGAUUGAAUUUUUCAAUUAUAAGACGACACUAAUGAAAGAGCUCAAUCUCUUUGUUGAUCUACUACUACCAUUUAGUAUAGUAGAGUCGCGAAACUUUCGCGAGUUUUGUCGCUUCAUCGUUGGUAAGAGAUGUGAAUCUUUAACCAUUUCUCGAAAAACGUUAGUUAAAGAGAUGGAAAACCACUAUGAGAACUUCGAGGACCAGAUGAGGUUAACACUUGAAGGAACUUCAAAAGUCAAUGUUUUGCUGGAUAUAUGGACUUCUGCUUCGAGUGAAAGUUAUUUGGCAAUAUUUACGCGACGUCAAUGCUUCCUGCUCCACUGGUAAGUGCGUGGCCGAAGCUUUAUUUGAUACUCUAAAUCAAUACUCAUUGAAGAAUAAAGUAGCGAGUAUCACAUUUGAUAAUGCAACGAAUAACACGUCCAUGCUGAACCAAUUUAGCCUGAAUUGAUGGGAGAUGGAGUCGAUGCAGUGGGAGGAAUUGUGAAGAUUCAGUGUAUGAACUAUAUGUUAAACAUCAUUUUCAAAGCGAUCAUAGAAAGGUUCGAGGAGCUUAAUCCGGGGCUUGUAGCCCGAAUUGAUGACUCAACAUUGAAAAUCAAAUCCAAUGUAUUUUUGAAUUAGUACUUCAAAAAGUAUUCUCUAAAAAUUAUACCAAGGCAUAAUGAGACGAGAUAUGUGUCAGGAGACAGCCAAUUUUCCGUUUUCCUCGCACAAAUCAGCGCUUUCAAGAAAUUGUGUUUGAAUAAUCACAGUUACAAGCGAUUUCAAUUGAAAAGAGAAGAUAAUGUUCUAUUUGUUUAUCAAGCAGAUGAGGUAAUGCCUCUGAUACUAUUUUUGAGCUUGACAAAGAUUUUCUCUGAGCUAAGCACGACAAUGCAAGAUUAUUCAGUGAAUAAUUUGCCAAAGGGGGUACACUACUUACUAUACGCAGCUUCAUUUGUUCUUUGAGGCUUGUACGAAUAUUAUCAAAGGGGAUACGACAUCUGCAACUUUAGAACUUGCUGAACUCAAAAUGAAGGACCUUGAGGAGGUAAGCGAUACUUGCAAAAUGGAUAUAUUGGCCGCAAUCAUCUUCUCAAGGCCAUUGUUCGAUAAGUAUUACUCUCUUACAGCUUCACAGACAGCCUACUGGGUGGCGCACGCUCUAAGGCCUGACAUGUAAAUACCGUCUCUGUCGAGAAUAUUAGAUCCUGAUUUGGCGCAAGACGUGUUGACCAAAGUCUCGAAUUAUAUCGACUUUUACCUUAGCUGGCACAAAACUCGGGCGUUUUCAAAAUCAAAGAAAGCCAAUACAAAAGAUUCGCAUGUUCCUACCAAAACACCAAGAAAAAGGUUUGAAAUGCUCGAUGAGUUCGAGGAGAGAUUAAGUCGUGGUCAAGUUUUAUCUGACUGGGAUGUCUACAACAGAGAAGCCAUUGAUUCUUCUCAAGGU